Messenger RNA from Cannabis sativa, 1857 nucleotides. RefSeq lists its product as uncharacterized. NCBI's taxonomy places the organism in Eukaryota, Viridiplantae, Streptophyta, Magnoliopsida, Rosales, Cannabaceae. Bases 853 to 1515 code for a protein of 220 amino acids. The transcript has 4 exons. The record is from RefSeq and is a predicted model, not a curated record.
GAUUGGGAGUUCUUUGAAGGAGUUGAGGAAGGAUAUUGAUGAUAAGUUUGUUCAAUUUGAGAGUAAAAUGAAGGCUCACAUUGAUUCUAAAAUUGAAGAGGGUUUGGUUUUGUAUUUGGAUAAGAAGUUUUCAGAUUUAAAUGAUGUAUUGGAGGGCUUGAAAGAUUGUGUUACUAGUCAGGUAAAGUUCAUUUCCUUUAUUAUUAUUUUUUUAUUUUUUAAUUUUUGUGUGUUUUUAUUUUAAUGUUUUGUUAUUUAUUAAUAUUUGUUUUAGAGGUAUGAUGAUCAAAAUGGUGGUGAUGGGAGUGAUGAUAGUGGUGGUGCGGAAGAUGAUGGAAGUGACGGCGGUGAUGGCAGUGAUGGCGGUGAUGACUGUGAUGGUGGUGAUGGCGGUGAUGACAGUGGUGAUGGUGGUGAUGGGGACGAUGAUAAAUCUGAUUCUGGGAAACUUGAUGAUAUUGAUGUGGAAAAUGAGGUACUGAUAGGUUACUUUUUGAGUUCUUAUGUUGGUUUUUUAUUUUAUUUUAGUAUAUAAUAUAAUGUUUAGUUUCCAUUCUAAUAAUUUUUCAAUUUUUAUUUUGUUUGUAAUUUGUAUAAUUUUUUUCAUACGUGUUUGUCAUUGUAGGAUGAUGAUGAGGGUAAUGGUGCAGCUGUUGAUGAUUUGGGUGGUGUUAAAGAUGAUGGUGCUGAAGUUUAUAAGGAAAUAAGACAAAUAUCAGAUGCUGUUGUUAAUGAAGUUGUCGAUCAGGCUGGUGAUCAAGGUGUUGAGGAUUGCAUGGAUAAGGUUUUGUUUUUUAUUUAUUUUUGUUUUAUUAUGCUUUUGUAUUUUGUUUUGUUGAUUUAGUAACUAAUAUGUUGCUUUUUCAGGUUGGUAAUGAUCGUCCAAGUUUUGAUAUUAUGGGUUCCUUGUUGGCCCAGUCUGAAAAUGUUGAAGAUUUGUUAGAAGAUAAAAAAAUUGUUGGGGAUGACAAUGUUAUAGAAGCAUCUAAAAGGGAUAGUGAGAGCACUGACGAUGGUAUUACAUCUGCUGAGAUGUUAAUUAUAUCAGAGAAAGUGGAUGCUGUUUGUCAUGAUUAUGAGUUGAAGAAGAGUAUGGAAAAAUCCAAAGUUAUUGAUUUGGGUAGUGCUGGUACCCCAAGGGAUUUGCAAGGUGUUAUUAGAAUUGACUUUGGGGAUUCGUCCGGAAAAUCUGUUAAGAUUGGUGAAACAAAGUAUUUGAAAGGUCUACACCCUUUCAAUUCUGAGUUGCUUGAUCCACCGCAUUGUCUUCAACAAGAUUCAUUUGAUGAGUGGUUUCUUGAUGGCUUUAAUGACCAGAAUAAGAAGAAGAAGUUUGUUAGAGGAAAGAACAUGUUGGAUGCACCUUUGGAUUUCUCAAUUGAUUCUGUUAGUGAUAAAUGGUGGUUUUAUGAUCUAUUGACGCCUGGGAGAUGUUUGUCUGACUCUGUGAGUGUUUUUAUAUAUAUUUUUGUAUCUUUUUUUAUUGUUUGUAUGAUUUUUUGUUGCUGUCUAUAAUUUAUAUAAUUUUUUUUCAGCAUUUAGAUGUUAUAUUUUACUACUUGAGAAAGAAACUGAAGUAUGAUCCUCGGGUUACUGUUUCUGCAACUACGACCGAUUUUAAUUUUUACAACAAGGUGGUUGAGUUGUAUGAAAACUUUGUGAAGUCUAAGAAAAAUAUUGAUUAUGUGCCUAAGAGUAAUAUGGUAAUUGAGUAUAUGGAGGGGUAUUGUAUGUAUGCUAAUACUCGGUGGUUGUUUGUUGAUUAUGUUUUGAUAUAUGUUCAUGUCAAAGAUGAUCAACAUUGGGUUUUAGUUGUUUUUGAUAUAAAGAAUAGGUGUCUCAAUGUCUAUAAUUCAA